Molecule: messenger RNA, 417 nt
Organism: Octopus sinensis (East Asian common octopus)
Lineage: Eukaryota; Metazoa; Mollusca; Cephalopoda; Octopoda; Octopodidae
Product: SCAN domain-containing protein 3-like
Exons: 1
Coding region: 1-417 (138 amino acids)
Source: RefSeq, a predicted model, not a curated record
AUGACUAGAAGAUUUAAAGAUAUCAUCGAAAUGAAUCCGCCUAGUUGGAUUAUAGAUAUAGCACAUUUUGACGUAUUAAGUGAAAAAGACAUUGAUCCUAUUAUUGCUGGAGAACUUCUUGAACUGAAGGAGAACAAAGUAUUAAUGAAAAAUAUUGAAAGGGAUGGCUUAUAUGGAUGGAUGAAAGUAGAAUCGAUUCAUCCAUUACUCUUUGAAAAAGUUGUUCCGUUUGUACUUGGCUUUCCCACCACUUGGUUGGUUGAGACAGGAUUUUCUGCAACAAACGAUUUACUCACAAAAAAACGCAAUCAAUUGCAGAUUGAGAAGAGAGGAGACUUACGUUUGAGGUUGAACCAAGAUCUGGAAAUUCAACUUGACAAAUUGAUAGAUAGACAUCAAGAGCAGUGUAGUCAUUGA